CCUCACACGCGUACGGCCGCGCUAUCCCAGAAUGCAGUGCGAAUGGCGCGUCAUCGGAGAGGGACCAUGAUGGCGGCGGUCGGUGCACCUGAAGUGAUCGCACAGCUGGAAAGCGCUGCAAAAGUUUUAAUGGCUCCACCCUCCAUGGUCAGCUCCGAGCAGAGGCAGCACGCGGAACACAUCUUCUUGGCCUUCAGGAAGUCUAAGUCCCCGUUUGCGGUGUGCAAACAGAUCCUAGAGAGCAGUAAGGUGGACUACGUGCUCUUCCAGGCGGCCACAGCCAUUAUGGAGGCGGUGGUCCGGGAGUGGAUCCUCCUGGAGAAGAGCAGCAUCGAGUCUCUGCGAACGUUCCUACUCACCUAUGUCCUCCAAAGGCCCAAUCUGCAGAAGUAUGUUCGGGAGCAGAUCCUUCUGGCUGUGGCAGUCAUCGUUAAGAGGGGUUCUCUGGACAAGUCCAUCAGCUGCAAAAGUUUGCUCCACGAAGUGGGCCAGCUGAUCAGCAGUGGAAACCCCACAGCCCAAACCCUGGCCUGCUCAAUCCUCAUGGCCCUGCUCAGCGAGUUCUCCAGCUCCAGUAAAACCAGUAGCAUUGGCCUCAGCAUGGAGUUCCACGGCAGCUGCAAGCGGCUCUUCCAGGAGGACGCUCUACGGCAUAUCUUCGUUAUGACAAUGGAGGUGCUACAGGAGUUCAGCCGCAGAGAGAACCUAAGUGCUCACAUGUGCUCAGUGUUCCAGCGCUACCUGGCUCUGGCCAAUCAGGUGCUCAGCUGGAACUUCCUGCCCCCAAACCUGGGACGACACUACAUUGCCAUGUUCGAGGCCACGCAGAAUGUGACGCUCAAGCCCAGCGAGUCCUGGAGGGAGGCGCUGCUAGACACACGCAUCAUGGACCUCUUCUUUGCUGUGCACAAGAAAGUCCGUGAAGACUCUGACAUGGCCCAGGAGUCACUGCAGUGCCUGGCCCAGCUGGCAUCCAUGCACGGGCCCAUCUUCCCAAACGAGAGCGCCCAGGUGUCUUACCUGGCUCACAUGGUGGAGGGGCUGCUCGGUAUGAUCAAUGGGAUGGAGAUGGAGGACUCGGAGGCCAUGGGCAUCGCUAACAUCAUGUCUAACCUGAUCAGCAUGUUCCCCCGCAGCACCCUGACUGCGCUCCCACCCGACCUCUUCACCUCCUUCAUCAACUGCCUCACUGUACUCACCUGUUCAUUCGGACGCAGUGCCGCCCUGGAGGAAACUAUGGACAAAGAUGACAUUGUGUAUAUGGAGGCGUAUGAGCGUCUGCUGGACUCCUGGCUCACUUUAGUGCGGGAUGAGCAGCACUUCCCUCGGAGCUGCCUGGACCAGCCCGCUGUGCAGGUCUUCAACGUUUACAUCCAGUGCCACCUGGCUGCCCCGGACGGCACCCGCAACAUGUCUGCUAACGGCGUAGCGUCACAUGAUGAAGAGGAGAUCAAUGAGCUCCAGGAGGACGAUCGUGAGCUCUUCUCAGGCCAGCUGUGCAGCAUCGGCAUGAUGGGCCGUGUGGCAGCAGACCACUGCAUUCCGCUGCUCACAAGCCUGUUAGAGGAGCGGGUGACUCGGCUCCAUGGGCAGCUCCAGAGGACGCAGCAGCACCUCAUGGCCUCCUCAGACCUGGGAACAGUCGACCGCAAAGUCCUAGACGACCUGUACGAAGACAUCCACUGGCUCAUUCUGGUCUCAGGGUACGUGUUAGCAGACGACCCUCAGGGCGAGACUCCUCUCAUCCCCUCUGAGGUCAUGGACUUCUCCAUCAAACACGCCACAGAGGUGGACAUCAACACUACACUGCAGAUCCUGGGCUCUCCGGGCGAAAAGGCCUCCUCCAUUCCUGGCUUCAAUCGCACAGAUUGUGUUAUCAGGCUGCUGUCUGCAGUGCUGCGCACUUCUGAAGUGGAGUCUCGGGCCACUAGAGCCAGUUUGACAGAGAUGCUCAGUCCUCAGAUGGGGAAGGACAUUGUGUGGUUCCUUCGCCGUUGGACUAAGAGUUACCUGCUGCUGGACGAGAAGCUGUACAAGCAGAUUAGUAUCCCUCUGAGCACAGCGUUUGGGGCAGACACCGAGGGCUCCAGGUGGAUUGUGGGAUAUCUGCUGGAGAAGGUCAUCAGUAACCUGUCAGUGUGGAGCUCCGAGAGCGAGCUGGCCACCGACACAGUGGAGCUGCUUGUUACCCUGGUAGAGAGGAGGGAGAGGGCUAACCUGGUGGUGCAGUGUGAGGGUUGGUGGAGGCUGGCUAAGCAAUUUGCCAGCCGCAGCCCUCCGCUCCAUCUGCUAUCCAGCUCUGUGCAGAGGAGCCUGAUGAAGGCACUAGUCCUAGGCGGCUUUGCUAACAUGGACUCGGACACCAAGCAGCAGUACUGGGCUGAGGUCCUCCACCCGCUGCAGCAGCGCUUUCACAACCUGAUAAACCAGGAAAACUUUGCUCAGAUGAGUCAGGAGGAGGCUGUGAAGCAGGAGAUCAUCGCCACACUAGAGGCUCUCUGCGGUAUCGCAGAGGCCACACAGAUCGACAAUGUGGCCUCUCUCUUCUCCUUCCUCAUGGACUUCCUGUCCAGCUGCAUUGGACUCAUGGAGGUGUACAGCAACACUCCAGAGACUGUGAACCUGAUCAUCGAGGUGUUUGUGGAAGUGGCUCACAAACAAAUCUGCUACCUGGGAGAGACCAAAUCCAUGAGGCUGUAUGAAGCCUGCUUGACACUGCUGCAGGUUUACUCCAAGAACAACCAAAGCCGAAAGCGUGGCGACUCCACAGCUGAAGAGGACCAGUAUCAAGACCUGCUCCUCAUCAUGGAGCUGCUCACCAACCUGUUGUCCAAGGAGUUCAUCGACUUCAGCGACACAGAUGAAGUGUUCCGGACCCAGGACCCAGGAGCCUCGGCCGGGCGCAGCGUCUCUGCAGCAGACGUGGUUCUUUAUGGCGUCAACAUAGUGUUGCCACUCAUGUCCCAGGACCUGCUCAAGUUCCCUUCACUGUGUAACCAGUACUACAAGCUCAUCACGUUCAUCUGUGAGAUCUUUCCAGAGAAGAUCCCUCAGCUGCCCGAGGAGCUCUUCAAAAGUCUCAUGUUCUCCCUGGAGCUGGGCAUGACCUCUAUGAGCUCAGAGAUCAGUCAGCUGUGUCUGGAGGCUCUCUCUCCACUAGCUGAGCACUGCGCCAAGAGUCCAGACAAGGACACACCCCUGUAUCACGCCACGCAGCACUUCCUCAAGUUGGUGUUUGACAUGCUGCUACUCCAAAAGCACAACACAGAGAUGACUGUGGCAGCAGGAGAAGCCUUCUACUCCCUCGUGUGCCUACACCAGGUGGAGUACAAUGAGCUGGUGCAGACCCUGCUUUCCACACAGAGGGAUGCGGUCAUCUACCAGCGCCUCGCAGAUGCCUUCCGCCAGCUGACGGCCAGCAGCUCCCCUCCCACUAUGGACCGCAAGCAGAAACUCGCCUUCCUCAAGAGCCUGGAGGAAUUUGUGGCCAAUGUGGGCGGCCUCCUGUGUGUGAAAUAGCCCUGAGAGCAGUCAGUGGCUGGUCCAACAUGCAGACACAUAUGUGGGUGCUCGCCUGCACACUGCCUGUACAGCAGCCCCACCCCUCACAUGAGACAUGACACUUUAUAUUAGACAUGUGAGAGGCCAGAGCUACUGGUGUGCUGUGCUACACACAGGAAGUGCAUAUCCCUGCUGUGGAGUGCACUGAGCAACAUUGACACCUCCCCACCCUCCCUCAGCAGCAGCUCUCCUAGUGUACUGCAGUGAGGGCCUGCUCAGCGGGGAAGCCAAUAGUUUAUUUUUGUAAUCCUUUAUCAGUUUGACCUCUCCAGACUCUGGCAGUCAUGAGAAUUCAGGUAUAGAUGGGGUUUGCCAAGAAAUAAUGUUCAAACAUGGAAACUGAUACCAUGCAAAGUUCGAAAGAAGAAUCACAGGUUUUAAAUCAAAGCAGAGGAGACGUUUUCCAGAAUGACGACGCAGAUGCCAAAAUAGAUUUACACAGUGUGGUCAGAUUGCUUUGUUUAAUUUCCAUUUCAGCUAAAUACAUACAAACAUUUAUGUUAAUUUAAAAAAAAAUCUGAUUAUGUAAAAACAGAUGGAGGGCAGUAGUGUGCACAACUAUUGUAAACAAAAUUCAAAAAUCUUCAACCUGAUGAGUGUUUUCUUUUUCACAACAGAACUAUGUUAAGCUGAUUUCAGGCUGGAUAAGCCAGCUCUACUUGGUUGUUAAUUGAUGAAUAUUAUUUACAGAGACCUCAUAUGAAUAUUAAGGCCAGCACAAUCUCACAGGCCCUCCAUCUUGGUUUGGAACUGUUGACUAGAAUAAUGUGUGACACUGUCUUUUCUCUUUCUGCUCAUUUUGCAGUUGAAUACAUUUUUCAUAUGUCAUUUUAAGUUGAAAUAUCCAUAACAACCACUAUUGAUUAGAUUGUAAAGGUGUGCAGUGUAGUGCAGGUUGUGUUCUGUGUUCUGACCCCCGUGGUGCCUUUCGCUUCUGAAUGACAAACAUGAGUCCAAAGUGCCUGUCAUUCACCCAGCACACGGCUACAUCUCACCCAACCAAAAAGGACACUAAAGCUGUAAAUAUGUAUUAUGAAUCUACUAAUGUGUUAUUGAAAGCGAUGGAAAUGUUUUUUAUAUUGCCAAUAGAAGUUGCCUCAUGUUCAGACUGUGGUGGUAUGACUGGUCCAUAGGUUUCUGAUGGUUUGCAGUAUUGUGGCACUGAUGGGAUGAGUUGAAAGAGAUUUGAACUUUACUCAAGUUGCCAGAGGGAGUUUCACCGGUUCUGAUUUCAGAGAUACACUGGAGUUACGACAUCCAUGAAGGAGCUGACCACCAGGGCACUGUGGCUCAGAAAACCUGUUUUCCACCAAGUGCACAUAAAGUUAUUAAAAAUGAUGUUGCCUUUUAUUUUGGUAUUAACACAUAAUUACUGUGG
Molecule: messenger RNA, 4939 nt
Organism: Periophthalmus magnuspinnatus
Lineage: Eukaryota; Metazoa; Chordata; Actinopteri; Gobiiformes; Gobiidae
Gene: xpo4
Product: exportin 4
Exons: 24
Coding region: 43-3519 (1158 amino acids)
Biological process (GO): protein export from nucleus
Cellular component (GO): nuclear pore; cytoplasm
Molecular function (GO): nuclear export signal receptor activity
Source: RefSeq, a predicted model, not a curated record